Messenger RNA from Rhizophagus irregularis DAOM 181602=DAOM 197198, 930 nucleotides. RefSeq lists its product as uncharacterized. Gene Ontology annotation, cellular component: aggresome; amphisome. NCBI's taxonomy places the organism in Eukaryota, Fungi, Glomeromycota, Glomeromycetes, Glomerales, Glomeraceae. Gene Ontology annotation, molecular function: zinc ion binding; K63-linked polyubiquitin modification-dependent protein binding; protein kinase C binding. The record is from RefSeq and is a predicted model, not a curated record. Gene Ontology annotation, biological process: endosome organization; aggrephagy; mitophagy.
AUUGUGCUACUAAAGAUAGUUUUAUAUUCUCUUUUAAGAAUGGUAAUGAUAUUAAUGAUCAUAUUUUAAGUCGUGUUACAAAUGAGAAUUAUGCUAUAUUUAACGACCAUAUUUAUGGUCCAUCAUUUGGUUGCGCUGAUCUUAUUUUACGGGGGAAUAGAGGACAUUGUAUAAAAGUUAGUUAUGAUGGAAAACAAAUCAGAGGACCUUCUUCAGAAUCUGUCUUACAUUAUGGUAUAAGGUGUGACUGCUGUAAUCAUACAGUCCGUGGAAUGAGAUGGAAAUGUACAUCUUGUGAAGACUAUGAUUUAUGUCAAAUUUGUAAACCAAAAUCACAUAUUCACCAUCAUCCAGAUGAUCAUGUAUUCGAACUUGUACCACAUUCAAGAACUUCUCAUCGUGCUCCUCAAUUUGCUGUGCAUCAUGGUAUUGUAUGUAAGUGCUGCGACAAAACGAUUCUUGGAAUGAGAUGGAAGUGUACAUUUUGUAAUAAUUAUGAUUUAUGUCAAGAUUGUAAAUCUAAAUCAUCAAAUAUUCAUGAUCAUCCAAAUAAUCAUGCUUUUCAACCUAUCGCAUAUCCAGAAUUUAAAUUUGAUAUUGAAGAGCCAAUUCCCGCUAUUUGUGACUAUUGUGAAACUACCUGCUUUCUUGGAGAAUGUCUUAAAUGUGCCAAUGGGGAAUUUUCUGUAGAAGAAUAUGAAAUAUUUCAAGUUUUAAAAAGAUAAAUUAUAAUCUGAAUUUGUUAUAUAAGCAAAUAUUAGACGAAAUAUUUCGAUGCAAUUUGGAUUAGUUAAUUAUAAGAUGUAUGAAAACUACAAACUAAUAGAGUUGACGUUGUAAUAUAAAUUAAAUAAAAUAAAAAGUUUAUUUAUUUAUUUAUUUACUUUCUAUUUACCAUAUUUACAAAAUUGAUAUUACUUACACAAAUUC